Molecule: messenger RNA, 3898 nt
Organism: Diospyros lotus (date-plum)
Lineage: Eukaryota; Viridiplantae; Streptophyta; Magnoliopsida; Ericales; Ebenaceae
Product: toMV susceptible protein tm-2-like
Exons: 4
Coding region: 101-2821 (906 amino acids)
Biological process (GO): defense response to other organism
Molecular function (GO): ADP binding
Source: RefSeq, a predicted model, not a curated record
UUGCUGGAGGGCUUCUUGGAAGUUGUUCUCCUUAUUUCUACUACUACACUUUCAUUCUUGUUCUGGCCGAUUGAAGGUUGUUGCUGCCGGGAAAUCUAACAUGGCAGAAAUGCUUAUUUCAGGAGUUGUCCAAAAACUUGCUGAUAUAGCAGGUAAUCUAAUAGCAAAAGAAGGCUCUCGCUUGUCUGAGUUGGAAGAAAACAUUAAUUGGUUUGGAGAUGAGAUGAGGUCUAUUAAAACUUUCUUGGAAAAAGCUGAUGCAGUAGAGUCAGAAAUAGGAGGAUUGGCUGACUUCAUCAGGAGCACUUGCGAUCUUGCUUAUGAUUUGGAGGAUAUCAUGCAAGAGUACUUCCCUAAGCUAUCACCACCUAGAAGGAAUGGCUGGAAGGGGCGUCUUGGUUGGUUUUUGAAAGCCAAAACUGUUCGUGACUUUGCGGUGGAGAUUGAAAAAAUAAAACGAAGGGCGGUGGAUAUCAAUCGCAGGAGACAGACUUAUCAAGUCCCAGAUGCAAGUGGCCCUACUGGAAGAGAGGUAUGGGAUCCAAGAAGAACUUUUCCUCACACUGACGAAGUAAAUGUUGUUGGUAUGGACGAACACGUUGAGGAAUUGGUGGCCAAAGUGUCGGAUCAAGAUUUAGAGCAUCGAGCGAUCUCAAUUACAGGCAUGGCCGGUAUAGGCAAGACAACACUGGCCAGAAAGCUAUAUAAUUCUGUUCGACCAAAUUUUGUAUAUUCAGCUUGGAUUUAUGUCUCUCGACGACCAAACCCAAAUGAACUUUUACAUAAUAUAGCAAAGCAAGUUGGCUUGACCAACGAGGAGCGCAAACAGGACUUGGAGGGUAAUUUGUUUCGCCGUUUAAGCCUAAAAAGGUAUGUGAUAGUAAUUGAUGAUAUAUGGCAGAUUGAACCAUGGUAUGCUUUAAAAAAUGGCAUUCCUGUUAAUUCCAUGAAUGGCAGUAGAAUAAUCAUCACUUCCCGAUCCAAAGAUAUAUGUGUACGAAUUGGUAGGCAAAUUUUUUUACAUGAAUUGCAACCCUUAGACGAAGAAAAGAGUAGAGAGCUCUUCUUCAAAAUGGUUAUGGCUGCCCCACAAGACAAUGAUGAAGAUGGUGAUCCCUCAAAAUUGGAAAACAUUGGUGAGAAAAUACUAAAGAAAUGUGGCGGUGUGCCGCUUGCGAUAGUAGUUAUAGCAGGCGUCUUGUUAUCAAGACAGAGAAGCAUACAUGCAUGGAAAGGGGUAUUAGAGAGUAUAGGUACAGGUGAAGACCAAUGUUUAAAGAUCUUUGCUUUGAGCUACAAGGAUUUACCUUUAAUGUUGAAACCAUGUUUUUUAUACUUUGGUCUAUUUCCAGAGGAUCACGAAAUUUCCACAUUCAUACUAAUCAAUUUAUGGGCAGCUGAAGGAUUUAUACAUGGCAGUGGAGUAAGGGCGGUUGAGGAUGUGGGGCAAGAUUACCUAAAUCAAUUAGUUGGUAGAAACCUAAUUCAAGUUGUCAAGAGGAGAUUUGACGGGACAGUUAGACUUUGUCGUAUUCAUGAUAACUUGCACGACCUUUGCAUUAGCAAGGCUAGGGAGAUGAACUUUCUUAACACCCUCAAUAAUUUAGCCACUAGUGCCGUUUGCCUUGCACCACGCAGAGUCACUACCUCUUUUCAAAGUGAUGCUCGCAACUACGUAUCUUCAAAUCAUCAAACUCCAAAGCUUCGGUCUUUGUUAUGUUUUGAUGAUUUUACAACGAUGGAUUUCCAGUAUGUUGAACUUCCUCUUAGAAAGUUCAAAUCUCUUCGAGUGCUAAUUUUAAUGGACUUAAGUAGGCUGAGGGCUCCUAUGAAUGAAAUUGUGAACUUAAAACACCUCUAUCACCUUCAAUUGGGAGGGUUCUGUGAUAUCGAGCUUCCUUACGCCAUAAACAAUUUGAAAAAUUUGCUGACCUUGGAUCUACGGCUAUUCCACACAGUCAUCCUCCCUGAGGUCAUCUGGAAAAUGAAGCAACUAAGACAUAUUCGAUUACCUUAUAACUGUAGGGCUCCAUCAGUCCGUGGGUUCCACUUGGAUUGCCAUAGGUUCAAUCCAUUUGAAGUUUCUUUACCAAACCUGCAGACCCUCCUUGGAUUGCCUGUCGAAGUUUUUGAGGCCAAUUGGUUGCACAAACUUGAUAGUUUGAGAAGACUGGAAGUCUGUUUUAUAACUAAGCAUAUCAUUGAGGUAUUGUCAAGUGCAAACUCCUUGUCACAGAACCUAGAAGAAUUGGGAAUAUUAUCGCCAGACGAUAUGAAUUCUGCCUUGGAUCUGUCUAGAUAUGUAAGCCUUUGUAAGUUACACAUGAACGGCCGGGGCAUAGUGGAUUUUACACGACAUGAUAUACUGCCAACAUGCCUCACAGAGCUUGUCCUUGAGCAAACUUUGCUGGAAAUGGACCCAAUGGUGACUUUGAAGAAACUACCUAGACUUAAGAUCCUUAUACUUGGACUUAAUUCAUACUUUGGGAAGAUGGUAUGCUCUGGAGAAGCUGAUGGCUUUCCUCAACUCAAAGUAUUGAAAAUUGAUGCAACGCAUCUGGAGGAGUUUGUAGCUGAGGAAGGAGCAAUGCCCAAACUCAAGGACCUUACCUUCACUGGCCGCAUACCGAGAAUGAGAGUUCCAUAUAAAAUCAGAAAUAUAAUCAAGAUUUACACAGAAAUAUCAGGGAGUACGAACUUGCAUUGCUGCUUUACCAAGGGUGCACCCAUACACUCCGACUUUGAAAGAGGUGGCCGCAAAAAUGAAUAUUCAAAUGUCCAGAUGGAGAUUGUAGCAGAUAUGAGGAUGAAUGAAGCAUGAAAUGACAUUUAACAAAGUGCCUGAUGAAUUGAAUGAUGAAUGAAUGUAUGAUAUGUAGCCCAUGUAUUUAAGUUCUGCUACUUUGAAAUCUGAAUGUUUUUCCAUGAUGUAAGAUAUGAUUUAUGAUUGAACAUUUUGAGGAGUGAUGAUGUAUAUCCUUAUUUAUGGUUAAUGAUGAUAUAAGAAUUGAUUUAUGAUCAAUGUUAAAAUGUAAGGUUCGAUUCUAACUUCUGCAAUUUGAUGUGUAUAAUGAUUCUUUUCCAAGAUAAAUGAUUGGAAAUUCUGGGAUAGAUAUGAGGUAUGGUCUAAUUUAGCAUUAGUUUUUGAAAAAAAAAAUUUAUUGUCCCAAGUUAUAACGCACCUGGGAAAGCGGGGCGUUACAAAUUCCAUUUCAUACAGUCAUUAAACUUUCUUUUAGCACAAACCCUAUUAUUGAUGUUAACAUUUCCAACCUAGACUCAAUAAACUCGAGAACCAACCCGCACCCAUACAUUAUCUUCUUGCAAGACGCCACAAAAUCUUGCAUAUAUCUGAACUUAGCCAAGAAAGCAUCAUUCCCAAUGGAUAAUAGGGUGAAGCAAACCCUAUUUUCAUGCUGAAAGAGGGAUUAUAACAAAGCCAAGAACAGAAAAUAAACUCAUGGUUCAUUAUAAUACUUCUUCAUAAAAGAGAGGGAAAGGAAGCUUGCAAAAAGGAAAGUAAAAGGAGUAAGAGCUUACAGUACUUAACAUAAAGGAAAUGAGAGAAAACUUGCAAAAGGAAAGCAAAGGAGUGGGAGCUUGCCUUAAACUCUUCGACUUCUUCCUUGUUCCCUGCGGUUUGUUGUGACUUCCUUUUCUUCAAAUUUCCAACCACCAACGCAGAGGCUUCUUCUUCAAUUUCCAGCAAUUGCCCAAGCUUCUUCUUCCCUUUCUUUUCUUCUUCUUCUUUUGAUCUCUUAUCUAGCCGAGCCUUCAUCUUUCUUUUAUAUAGUUGCCAAACCCUCACGGUUGCAGCCUCAUCAUUCUUCAUCAUCUCACGUACCAUACCUCACCAUCACGCAUACCCUACCACACCAUAUCUCCACCAUCUCUGUAA